Molecule: messenger RNA, 741 nt
Organism: Lemur catta (Ring-tailed lemur)
Lineage: Eukaryota; Metazoa; Chordata; Mammalia; Primates; Lemuridae
Gene: CBY3
Product: chibby family member 3
Exons: 2
Coding region: 1-741 (246 amino acids)
Source: RefSeq, a predicted model, not a curated record
AUGUGGGCUUCUGGAGGACGUCUCCGUGAACCAGAUCUAGGGGACAGCAGCGCCCCUGGCUCGCCUUCAUCAUUCGGGACACCGGGUCCAGGUCAUUCAAGACAAGGGUGCAGCCCGGAUCGCCAGCGUCCCCGCGGCUCCGCUCCCGGCACCUGCGCGCCCCACGAGGCCCACCCGGCCCUCACCCUGGCAGCCUUCGAGUGCCUGGCUGCGAGCCAGCCCGGCAGCCUGUGGGAGCAGCUGCGGCGGUUCUGGACCGACCACUGCUCCCGGCGCUUCUCGCCGCGGCGGCCGCCGCUGCGCCGCGUCUCCUCCAUGUCCGCCUUCUACAUGCUGGACCACCGGACGCGCCAGGCCGAGCUCGGCCUCGACUACGGCGCGCCGCGCACGCGCCUCGCCGAGGAGGCCUUCGUGUUCCACGACGGCCGCUGGGUCCCGGAGGGCGAGCAGGCGCGGACACGGCCGCCGCUGCCCUCGCCGCCCACGUCGGGCUGGAAGGCGCACGUGCGCCGGGUCAAGAGCCAGGCGCUGCUGGAGGAAAACAACUACCUGAAGCUGCAGCGGGAACUGCUCAUGGACAUGCUGACCGAGACCACGGCGCGCAUGCGCCUGCUGGAGAAGAAGCUCAGCCCCGAGGUCAGCCCGGCGGCCGCGGCGCGCGCCUGGCAGAGGAAGAUGCGCGAGCGCGAAGGAGCGGGCGGCGUGCUCGUGCUCGAGCCGCGCGCUCUGGAGUCGCGGUGA